GUUGUAACCACAAUGAUCGAAGGAAAUUUGUCCUUCACAUCCUCAUCAUUCUCAAUAUGUAAGAUUAGCUCUCAAUUAGAGCUCUGGAAACAAUCAGGCCUAUGCCAACCAAAAAAGAUUGAAGUCCAUGACAUCCAUACCGAAUCAUUUAUAACCUCAAGCAGUUUUCCAGUCAAGAGCAUUCAAGUCUGGACUCACAAAUUUUGACAUAUGUUAAGUGACAAUGCAACGAUGAUAUUUGCCACCAUACACCGCGAUCGGUGCUCUAAACUUCUGGUGGCUUCCCACAGCCCUGAAGUUAUCUGCUUCACUCACCGAAUGAUAACUUUCCUCCACCAACCGUGCUUACUCUCUCCCAAACCCCCCGGAUAGGCAGACUAUCAUACUGUGAGGACGAUUCGGUGCUCUCCGCAUCUGAUACCCCAAUCAUGACCUCAGGGAGCUCCCGGCGAAUGUGCAGAGAUGGGAGUGGAAGGAACAAAUCGAUUUCAGUGAAUUGAAUCCGAGGCGGGAGGCUAUCUGUUUAGCGCUCACCGUAUCUAAGAUGAUAUGAAGGAUGAAUGUAAGAUAUCAGCCAACACGAUAUCAGUCCGGGGCAAUAUUCCAUACAAACACAAUGCUAAGCCCGUAAAGAGGCUAAACUAGAUGAAGGUUACUUUCUGGACCGUCUGACUGGUAAAUGGGGGCAAAUGUCGGAGCUGCCAAGUGGCCAAGCGAAAAACUUAACUGUUCGCUUGCUUGGCAGAAUCAACUCUCCAGACGAACAAAUAGAAUCUUCAAAUUUUUAAUUAUCAUAGAGAUAAGAGAUUUUACUGCAGCGUAAAUUGGUACGGUUAUAUAAUAACUGCUGUGGUACAACAUCUUUUGAGUUCUUGUGUCUCGGAACGAACCGACAAGAUUCAACCUCACUACCUUUAAAUACCUCCCCAAGGCUAAGAGGCUUCCUCAUCAUGACUGGUUGGGCUACCAAGGUUAAUGAUGCUGUCGCUGGCAGUAUUGUUGGUAGAAGAUUUCGUCUACAGGGCUCCGGCCAUGUAAAGGCGAGAGAGGGUGCUAGAUUCCUCACUGAAAUCCGUGCUGGUCUCGCGACAUUCUUCGCCAUGGCAUAUAUCAUUUCUGUAUGUGCCAAACCUCUACAUGUGUUUAAGUGUUACAAUAUUCUGGAAGGGAGAACGACAAUUCAUCAUUCAGAAAAUAGCAUCCAGAAUUGUUCAUUUUAUUUGUGGAUGGUACCAAGUCAUUGAUAAGCUGACAUCAAAAAUUCAGGUCAAUUCCACGAUUCUCGCGGAUAGUGGUGGAACUUGCGUGUGUAAUGAUGCAACUGAUCCUAGUUGCUCCUCAGAUGUUGAUUAUACUCUCUGUCUUGGAGUCAUCCGUCGAGACUUCAUCACAGGAACUGCUGCUAUUUCUGCUCUGACAUCUUUCUGCAUGGGAUUGUUUGCAAACAUGCCGAUCGCAUUAGCUCCAGGAAUGGGUCUGAACGCUUACUUUACUUAUACCGUUGUUGGAUUUCACGGCCUUGGACCUGUUACGUAUAGACUUGCUCUUACUGCGGUUUUCGUCGAAGGUUUUGUGUUUGUCGCUUUAUCGUUGCUUGGAUUGAGACAAUGGCUAGCCAGAAUUAUUCCCGCUUCUAUCAAACUCGCCUCUGGAGUAGGAAUUGGUUUAUAUUUGAGUAAGUGCCAAACUUCCAAGGCCAGAAAUCUGUACUGAUUACAAGAAAGCGCUCAUCGGUCUUGGCUACAGUGCAGGAAUUGGAGUUAUUACCGGAGCUACUUCAACUCCACUUGAGCUUGCAGGAUGUGUCAGCUCUGAAUUCGUGGACGGUGUUUGUCCCACAUCAACCAAAAUGCGCUCGCCAACCAUGUGGAUUGGAAUUUUCUGCGGCGGUUUUGUGACUGCCAUUCUUAUGGCAUAUCGUGUUAAAGGUGCUAUCAUUGCCGGUAUCUUGUUGGUCGCUAUCAUCUCUUGGCCAAGAUCGACUUCGGUCACCUACUUCACUCACGAUGAUGUCGGUAAUGCCAAUUUUGACUUCUUCAAGAAAGUUGUUACUUUCCACGGCAUCCAGGAGACGCUUGUGGCACAAGAUUGGAAUGUAGCGGGUGUUACUGGACAAUUUGGUCUUGCUUUCAUCACUUUCCUCUACGUUGAUAUCCUGGAUUGUACAGGAACAUUAUACUCCAUGGCACGCUUUUCCGGGGCUAUCGACGAAGAAACCCAAGAUUUCGAAGGUUCAGCUGUGGCUUAUCUCGUCGACGGUGAGAAUCACAUACCCCUACUCAUUUAAUCAAACUAACAUUCCACGCAGCUUUCGGUAUUUCUAUCGGCUCUCUUCUGGGUUUAUCACCAGUCACGGCGUUCAUUGAAUCUGGUGCUGGAAUCUCUGAAGGUGGUAAAACAGGAAUAACCGCCAUGGUUACAGGAUUAUGCUUCUUUAUCUCGAUAUUUUUCGCGCCCAUCUUCGCCUCUAUUCCACCAUGGGCUACAGGAUCCACUCUCGUUAUCGUUGGUGCCAUGAUGUGCAAAGCUGCUAAGGAUAUUAACUGGAAAUAUUGGGGUGAUGCACUACCAGCUUUUAUCACCUUAGCUGUUAUGCCAUUCACAUAUUCCAUUGCAUAUGGCUUGAUUGCUGGCAUAAUUUCGUACCUCAUCAUCAAUACCACAAUAUGGGCAGUGGAAAAGAUCUCUGGUGGUCGUAUUGUACCAUUCGAUAAGGAGUUCAAGGAGCCAUGGUCCUACAAGAUUAAGGGUGGUAUUUUGCCAGCUUGGGUUGUGAGAGCUUCACACGGGUAAGUUUUAGGUUCACGCUAUUAUCGACAUAAAAAGUAGAAGCUAAUAUUUUUCAACAGAAAGAAAGACUUUUGGCACGAAGACCCACCGAUCAACAUCUCAUCCGCAGGUUCCAUCUCGGUUACUGAUGAUUCGGAUAAAUCACGUGCUGGGCCUGAAUCCGUAACUCGUCCCAUCAAUGAAAAUAAGGCUGGCGAAAAGUUGGCUUGAUAGAAUUUGUUAAUUUGUUUCUACACAACAUAUGGAGGUAUUAACUUAGCGGUGGGAUUGAUUGGCGUAACAUUUGGGGUUUGGAGAAUACCUAGCAGGUGAGGGUUGGCUACCAAAUUUAAAUAUUUUUCUAAAUAAUACUAUUUU
Sclerotinia trifoliorum is the source of this 3147-nucleotide messenger RNA. The record is from the annotation of a GenBank genome assembly. NCBI's taxonomy places the organism in Eukaryota, Fungi, Ascomycota, Leotiomycetes, Helotiales, Sclerotiniaceae.